GAACAUUUUGUUCUCACAAUUGUUGGUUAAUUAUAAUUCAGCUUAUCAUGUUAACCAAUUAGAAUGACAAUUAAACAUCCGGUGAUUUACUCGCAAUCGAAUGGAAGGUGGCUCCAUCUCGCGGCGCGUUUUUCGUUUUCGAGAGAAAAUUUUUUUGUUUUUAUUUUUGUUGCUUCUUUUUCAGUUAAUCUUUGUGUUUCCAAUUGUGUGAUUGAUAUUUGAUCAGUUGUUUCUUUGUUUCUUUGUUUUCUUCCAGUGUCACUUAUUGAUAUUUUUCCAUUUGUUAAGGUGCCCGAAUUACAAUCAACCAAAACGGCUUCCAACACUUCAUCAACUUCACCUUCUGGCAUGUCCAAUACCAGAAAAGGAAAAGGCCGAGGGUUCGCCAAGAAACGAGCCCACAGAGCGACUAGUAAUGUAUUCGCUAUGUUUGACCAGGCCCAGAUUCAGGAAUUCAAAGAAGCUUUUAACAUGAUUGAUCAGAAUCGAGAUGGUCUAAUUGAUAAAGACGAUCUACAAGAAAUGUUGGCCUCUCUGAAAGAAUCCGAAGAAAACUACCUGGAAGGUAUGAUGAGUGAAGCUCCAGGUCCAAUUAAUUUCACCAUGUUUUAACACUUUUGGGAGAAACUUCAAGGAACUGAUCCUGAGGAUGUGAUUAAAAACGCUUUUGCUUGUUUUGAUGAGGAUAACACCGGAUUAAUUCACGAGGAACUCAGAGAGUUGUUGACCACAAUCGGUGAUCGGUUCAACGAUGAAGAUGUCGAUGAAAUGUAUCGUGAAGCUCCUAUUGAUGAGGGUGGAAUGUUCAACUACACUGAAUUCACCAAAAUCCUUAAACAUGGUGCCAAGGAUAAAGAUGAUCAAUGAUCUAAAUCAAACCAACAACUAUUACAACCAUGGAACCAAUUUAUUUAAUCCAAUCAAAUCUCAGCAGAAAACAACUUUUACCAAUUUAAAAUUAAUAAUGCAACUGAACCUUUGGGAUGAAAGUGUAAUUGUUAACAAUCAGCGAUUAUAAAUGGUCUCACUAGUUGAAUCAUUUAAGAAUCGUAGUGUUUGUUUUAAUUGUUAAUGGGAAGAAAAAGAGAUGCCUUAAAAUCUUGUAUUCUCAUUAAUAUUUUCUAAUCUAAACAUGUAACAAUUAACAUUGUACUUCAAACUAAAUACAUGAAAAUGAGCGUUAGUAGUUAAGCCAUAAUUUAUAACAAAUUUCUACCUAUUUUAAUGUAUGAAUCAGAAUUAAUAUCAACAUUAUCAUAUUUGGUUAAUCGUCAAAAUGUAUUUUUGAUCAUCAAUUAACAAUAAUAAUACGAGAAUCAUUUUAACUAAA
Molecule: messenger RNA, 1330 nt
Organism: Panonychus citri (citrus red mite)
Lineage: Eukaryota; Metazoa; Arthropoda; Arachnida; Trombidiformes; Tetranychidae
Gene: sqh
Product: myosin regulatory light polypeptide 9-like
Cellular component (GO): cytoplasm; myosin II complex
Molecular function (GO): calcium ion binding; myosin heavy chain binding
Source: RefSeq, a predicted model, not a curated record